Messenger RNA from Arvicanthis niloticus (Nile rat), 4053 nucleotides. RefSeq names its product somatostatin receptor 1 (gene Sstr1). Gene Ontology annotation, cellular component: neuron projection; plasma membrane. Gene Ontology annotation, molecular function: somatostatin receptor activity; neuropeptide binding. The record is from RefSeq and is a predicted model, not a curated record. Gene Ontology annotation, biological process: neuropeptide signaling pathway; cellular response to estradiol stimulus. NCBI's taxonomy places the organism in Eukaryota, Metazoa, Chordata, Mammalia, Rodentia, Muridae.
UCCGGAGGGAAGGGAGUGCCAGCCUCCCCUUGAGCUCUCUGCCCCGCAUCCUGAUUUCUGCUGUCGAUAUUCCUAGGGGAGAUGGAGGGGGUUCAGGGACAAGCUUUGUUAGAGAGUCGCAAUGGUUCACUCGGUUCCCCUGAACGCUCCCUGCUGCAGAGCGGAGGGCGACGGAUGUUGUAACUCAGCAUCCCUUAACACACCACUGUGGUUCUUCCUGCUCACAAUGCUAUUGGCUUAGGUCUGGUUUCCACUGCUCGGUGUUUGCGUGGGCACUUGUGCAGUGGCCAGCCCCAAAGGGAGUUGGACCUCGCAAAGAACAUCAAACUGCCGCCAGACCUCAUAAGCACUUUGCAAGGGCCAUCUGGAGACAUCGACUUGGGGAUCCGAAGCCUGAAAUCUCCAGGUGCACACCAGGUUGAAGAACUGGCAAGCAGGAAAGGAGCUGCUGACGUGAUGGUGCUGCUUAUUAAUCAUUCAGUAGUCCGGAGCCUUUCCACUUAAUGGAUGUGCCCGCGCUGGGCUAUAGCCUCUUGGCCUCUCCUCUGCUCUCUACGCUCCAGUGUUCCCAGGACUCCCAGAGCUGCAAGACACAACGCUCAAGCAAGCAGCCGCUGGGCGAUGCGCCGAGGCGGCCUCAGUAGGAGCCGCGCUCGCCACAGCUGCUGCGCUCUGCCAGGAGGCGCCAGGCAGCGGUGAGCAGUGAGCUUGGAGCCCUGAGCCUAGGGAGGGCGCAGGCAGCAAGGGCGCAAGGUGAGCGCCCCAGCCCGCACCAGCCCUCUUCAGCUGGGAUGUUCUCCAAUGGCACCGCCUCCUCUCCCUCCUCUUCUCCAAGCCCCAGCCCAGGCAGCUGCGGGGAAGGAGCCUGCAGCAGGGCCCCGGGGGCCGGCGCUGCGGACGGCAUGGAGGAGCCUGGACGAAACGCUUCCCAGAACGGGACCUUAAGCGAGGGCCAGGGUAGCGCCAUUCUCAUCUCUUUCAUCUACUCCGUGGUAUGCUUGGUGGGACUGUGUGGGAACUCCAUGGUCAUCUAUGUGAUCCUGCGCUACGCCAAGAUGAAGACCGCAACCAACAUCUAUAUUCUAAACCUGGCCAUUGCUGAUGAGCUGCUCAUGCUCAGCGUGCCCUUUCUGGUCACUUCCACGCUGUUGCGCCACUGGCCCUUCGGCGCGCUACUUUGCCGCCUGGUGCUCAGCGUGGAUGCGGUCAACAUGUUCACCAGCAUCUACUGUCUGACCGUGCUUAGUGUGGACCGCUAUGUGGCUGUGGUGCACCCGAUCAAGGCAGCGCGCUACCGUCGGCCCACUGUGGCCAAAGUAGUGAACCUGGGCGUAUGGGUGCUGUCGCUCCUGGUUAUCUUGCCCAUCGUGGUCUUCUCACGCACCGCAGCCAACAGCGAUGGCACAGUGGCCUGCAACAUGCUCAUGCCCGAGCCCGCCCAGCGCUGGUUGGUGGGCUUCGUCUUAUACACAUUUCUCAUGGGCUUCCUGCUGCCUGUAGGGGCCAUCUGCCUGUGUUACGUGCUCAUCAUUGCCAAGAUGCGCAUGGUGGCCCUCAAGGCCGGCUGGCAGCAGCGCAAGCGCUCGGAGCGCAAGAUCACUCUGAUGGUGAUGAUGGUGGUGAUGGUUUUUGUCAUCUGCUGGAUGCCUUUCUACGUGGUACAGCUGGUCAACGUGUUCGCCGAGCAAGACGACGCCACCGUGAGCCAGUUGUCUGUCAUCCUCGGCUAUGCCAACAGCUGUGCCAACCCCAUCCUCUAUGGCUUCCUGUCGGACAACUUCAAGCGCUCUUUCCAGCGCAUCCUGUGUCUCAGCUGGAUGGAUAACGCUGCCGAGGAACCGGUCGACUACUAUGCCACAGCCCUGAAGAGCCGUGCCUACAGCGUGGAGGACUUCCAGCCCGAGAAUCUGGAGUCUGGAGGCGUUUUCCGUAAUGGCACCUGCGCUUCCAGGAUCAGCACGCUUUGAGGCCGGGAACUGCCUCCGGGAGGGGGAGAGUGGUCAGAAAGGUAGAACAGGGAAGCAGGUGGGAAGGAAUGAUAACGGGACACCGGGCGCUGUGGUAAUAGUGCGUGACAGUAAUGCAGCGCGCCUGGUUAGCUGGACCUAGGAAACCUAUGCGAACUAAGGUACGGGGAGAGAUUUGCGGUUCAACUGCGAAUGCUUUUGGGCUAUCUGGUAUUCUGAACAACUCAGUUCUCCAAACCCGAUAACUUCCAGCCUCCCUCCCAGUUCUGCUAGUAUAAACCGCAAACUUAACGUCCCCAACUCAGUUUGACCCUUACCCUCUCAAGCUGAUUCUUCUGCUUCUUUAAGCUGAGCCACGGUUACCAUCACGUGUUUCAUUUGGGCAGAGUCCCCACCUUGCGCUGACCCCUGUUUGCUGCGCAGCUCAGCGGGCCAGACUUUUUUCAGAGUGGCUACCAGACUGCCCCCAAUCACCUCCUUUUGCACAGCCUUACUGUAAAGGAAGCCCAGCUCGAGGAUAACCAGCCAACUGGUCUUUUCUACUCUCAGAGAAGGCACAUCUUCCCCUGGGCCCUUCCUCUGUUCCACUUCAUCCAGAGCAGAGCUAGGUGCUUAAGAAAAGGUCCUGUGCCCAGAUCGCCAGACUUGGUAUACUUCCACCCACAUCCUCCUUUGGAGCAAAAAAAAAGGAGCUAAGAGAAGCAGAAGCGCGAGUUUGUAAGAUUCCCGGGUUGUGGGUGUGGGUACCAUAGAAGCCACCCUCCUACAGAACUCCGGACUAGGCUCCAAAGUCCUAGCUAGAGGAGCUCCCGGCUGGUGAAUAACUUAAGCACCCUGGUGGGUGGACCUGAAUUGCAAAGCAGUUCCUCUUGGAGUCCUCCCUAAAAUAACAAAAGAUUGGGUUGCCUGCCCCAGUGUAAAUUCCUAGUCCAGGUCCUGCUCCUGAGACAAACUGCGGAGCCUUUGCCGCCAAAGCAGGAUGGGCUGCUUCAGCUUGUCUGGUCCCCGAAGUUUGAAGUUUUCUGCCUUUCAAGCGGUGCCUAAUAGGUCAUCUCUUGUUUAACAUAUUUAUUUAUUUAUGUGUGGUGUUGAAAAAAAAAAGUGUUUUUCCACUUUUCUUUUUCUGUAUUUGCCUAACAGGGCUGUUCCUGGGAAUCCUGGGGGCGUGGCAGUGGGGAAGGGAGCAGGGGUGGAGGCAGUUCUCUCCUCAUCCAAGACCCCCUCAGAAGUUUCCCUCUCUUGUGCUCCUCUUGCCUUUUCUCAAUCCUUCCUGUUUUUGCUUGUGUCCAGUGAAGUUUGGAGAUUUUAAAAUAUAUUUUUACUGUAGUUUUUGUCUUGUUGAAAUAAAUAAAUGGUAAUUUGGGUUAACUUUUCUCAGUGCAGAAAGGCCUGAAUCCCUGGCAUCCCGGGAAACAUGUGUGUGUAUGUAUAUGUGCUGCUGUGCACAAAUCAUAUAUAUAUCAUGUAUGUGUAUACACACGUAUACAAAGAUAGAUUUGUUAAUCCUGACAACUGUCACUAGUCCCCGGAACAACUGUAAGGACACCCACAAAGUGACAACUGGGACCUGAGCUGUAGCACUCAAACCCAGAUCUGAGAAAUGUCGGAGACUCACCGCUGAACAUAUUGCUGCCUUUAUCCCAGCAGAGGUGAUUCUUACAUAUACCCAGUGAAAGUGGUCACUUCUGUUGAGGAAUGGAAGUGAAACUAUUAUGUCUGCAUUUACUGACUACAGUGGAAACCUAAGCAGGGCGAGGACCCAUCUCUUCACUCCUUUGCAGUUGCUGUAUUCUUGGGUAUGCUGGUUUGUACAUAGAGGCCACUGAGAGUCUUGCUUGGUUGUUUAAGGAAGCCAGUGUGUAUCAGUGGUCCUGGAACAGUCAACCUGGGGGUCUGAGGUUCACACUGACCUGACAUACAAUGGUUGAAUGCACUAUUGAAAAAGAUGUCUUCUGUACAUUUGCUUCAAGAAUGCCAUGCUUUUCUAAAAGCAGUAACCAAGAGUUAAACUGUCUCUUACGUUUUGUUUAAAUAAAUGAACAAAUAUGCUUUUAAUCAUAUAUGAGCAAGUUUAGAUCUUUUCCUA